This is a messenger RNA of Neltuma alba, 1072 nucleotides long. Its product is annotated as TMV resistance protein N-like. Bases 5 to 1072 code for a protein of 355 amino acids. The transcript has 3 exons. Lineage: Eukaryota; Viridiplantae; Streptophyta; Magnoliopsida; Fabales; Fabaceae. The record is from RefSeq and is a predicted model, not a curated record. Gene Ontology annotation, biological process: signal transduction; defense response. Gene Ontology annotation, molecular function: ADP binding.
UGCUAUGGCACAUACUGCCGGAGGAGAAUCUUCUUCCAGCUCUGAUCCUCGUAAUUCAACUCCUAACUGGAAAUAUGAUGUGUUCUUGAGUUUUACAGGGAAAGACACUCGCUUGAAGUUUCUGGAUCACUUAGAUAAAGCUUUCGAAAGAAGUGGCAUCAAAACAUUUAAGGAUGAUAAAGAUCUUGAGAGAGGGAAAGUCAUAAAAGAAGAUCUCUUUCAAGCAAUCGAGGAUUCUCUCUGUGCAGUUAUUGUUAUCUCUGAAAAUUAUGCAAAAUCUACGUGGUGUUUAGAGGAACUUCAAAAGAUCCUUGAAGCUUCAAAAAUAUUGGAUCGACGGGUUUUCCCCAUAUUCUAUGAUGUUGAUCCAACCGAUGUAAGACACCAACGAAAACGCUUUCUGGAAGCCAUGGAUGAACAUGAAAACAGAUUCAGGGAGGACAAUGUGAAAGUGCAGACUUGGAGAAGUGCAUUGUGUGAAAUUGCCAACUUGUCUGGUUGGGACACCAGGGGCAGGCGUGAAGCAGAUCUUAUAGAAGAAAUAGUCAUAAAUGUAUGGACUUGCAUAAUUCCUAAAUUACCAUCUUAUGUUGACAAUCUGGUUGGGAUUGAGUCAAGGGCAGGUGAUAUGAUGUCUCGCUUGGAGAUUGGGGUGGAUGACAGACAUUUUGUAGGGAUAUGGGGUAUGGGCGGUGUGGGUAAAACAACUCUUGCUAGAGUUGUUUUUGAAAAACUAUCCCACAAGUUUGAAGUGUGUUGCUUUCUUGAUAAUGUUAGAGAAACAUUCGAGAAAGAAGGCAAGGUCUCUUUGCAACAAAAGCUUCUUUUUCAUCUCGAAAAGAAAGCUGUGAAUAUUCCUAAUGAUUACGAAGGAAUGAAGAUGAUAAGAAAGCGUCUCCACAAUAAAAAGGUUCUUCUAGUCAUUGAUGAUGUAGAUCAUGAGAGACAAUUUAAAAAUUUGGCUGAAAGUCCAGAUUGGUGGUCUUCCUUUGGCACUCGAAGUUUUGGGUUCUUUUCUUCACGAAAGAAAAAAAGCAGAGUGGAAAGAUACUUUAGAUGGAUUGAAGAAUAG